Messenger RNA from Dicrocoelium dendriticum, 2322 nucleotides. The record is from the annotation of a GenBank genome assembly. NCBI's taxonomy places the organism in Eukaryota, Metazoa, Platyhelminthes, Trematoda, Plagiorchiida, Dicrocoeliidae.
AUGGCAACGGAUCUCCACCGUAUAUACUAUGCUCAUCUUGUGAAGAACACUGCUGCCAUCACAAUGAACGAGUCUGUGUCAACUAGCACAUUCUUUUCCAUUCCGAAGUUGCAGUCCAUUGUUUCAGUACUCCUCGGAGUUUUUUGCAUUUUGUGCUUUAAACUGCUUAUCGGGUUCGGCAGAAAAUGGAGAAACAUACUCAUCGAUUGGGGCUAUCGGUCAUUGAACAUUCCUUCCCUUUGGAGCAAAGAUACCAUUGUUGACGAAAAUGCAGCUGAUGUUUCUUCACCAUUAUCAGUUAACCAACAGGACCGCGACUAUAGAGAUAUGCGUCGAGUUCCUGCCCUUCGAUUGCCUGAUGCAUGGCCAAACUUCCUUCUGACUUGGAUGUACCUCAAUUCAGAGGCCGUAUCAGGGUUGAUUCCUGUCUGGCUCGCUGCUAUCAAUCAAGAAUUAAUAAAACUCACAUCAAAUCGACCAGCUCAUGCUUGCUCCUCAACAAAGUCACCUAGCCCACUUGGUGAGCUUAGAUUGACGUCUAUCGGCAGACCAUCUGCUCCACCCCGUCUUUCAUUUAUCGAAACCUCCGCGAGUGGUUCAACAAAGGAACUACAUUUUCAUUGUACACUAUCGAGUCCGGAGAUUUUCCUCGAUCUUGUUAUCUCCAGCCAGCCUGGAUCUACUGACUGCGGAUCGCCGGAGGAGUCAUAUAUGAUUCACCUGGAGCAAGUUUCUUGUAGGAUAGAACUCAUUUGCGCCGUCCUUGAAGGGGAUUAUGUUUUGCUUAGUUGGAAAAUUGUGUCCCCUCUCCUCACUCAAUCCCUUUCCGUCCUCGAUUCAAGCAAGAACCCGAUUACUAAGCUUUCUGGGACCGAUGUCCGUUGGAUAAAAGACACUGUUUAUCUGGGGAUUCAGUCAGCCGUGACGCGUAUCGUGCUCAACCCUCUGUGCUUCACUCCGGUCCAACAGUCCCUGCCUACACAAGCAGCAACGAAGCUCGCCCAAAUGGAACGAAGCGCUCCUAUUUCGAUGCUUGCUCCCGUUUCUAACGAAAGAUUGGUGGCACAUCGUUCUCGCUCUGCUUCCAUUAGCAAUUCUAUGUACGUCCGAGUCCUUUAUGCGUUCCUACUGGAUUCGGCGAGCGACUCUUUAUUAGAUGCAAUUCCUCAUCUUUCCCUUCGUUGCGAAAUACGAUCUAACAAUCUGGGCCUCCCAAAACGCACUGUUAUAGAGGAUGGGGCUCUAUCUGAUGUCCUGAUGACGACCCGUGGAGUUCGAUUGGAAACAAAAUCUUGGCCAGGUAACGAGCAAUCACGACAAGCCAAAGUGUUCCUAAAUGGACGCCUUCAAGCAUGCGGUCUUAACACAACCGUCGUUCCCAGAUCGUAUGUAGCUGUGUGGAACGAAGAUGCGUACAUCCCACUAGAUAAAGUCGCCUCCAAUCUACUUGAUGUCGUUCUCUUCAUGGAGCGUGAUGGAUCGCCCUCAAUUACCUUGACUCAUCUCUCCGGGUGCGCUGUUUUGCCACUACCGAAAUUCAUGGAGGAUCCGUCACAGUCACAGCAUGUUCUCCUCAUUGAAUGUUCUCCGAGUUCGUCUACUGAUGACUGGAACACUGUCAACACCGAUACUACUGUCUGCUCCACCGCGAUGGGAGUUGCCUCUGAUAUUCGAGCCAAGUUUAUGCUAAUACUUCGUAUUCAAUUACUAGCCGACUUGUCUCUCGACUCCGAUUCAAAAGUGCAGAAGCCUAAUCAAGCUGAGUCCAUCAGUCACUCUACACCCAUCCAUGAUGACAAGACCAUCAAUGGUCGAUCAGACAAUAAUGAACCUACACGAUCUCUACAGGAAUCUGACGAUUCCGUGACUGAGACACAUUAUGCCACUGGGCUCGCCCCUAGAACUUUCGGUACCAAGGCCCAUCUUUCCAAUUCUUUCAACCCCAAUGCGCCACCUCCCUCGUCUGAUGUACAAUCAGUGCAUAGCUUCCCAACCUACUGCACCUUUGAAAGAGACUCGCCUAUGAUGCGCCCGAGAAAACGUAAAUUAUUGUCCUUCCGGCAGCAUAGGAAGAAACACGAUAAUGGGUCGAAAACGUCCUUCAACACCAUUGGCGGCACGCCCGCAUCCCCUGACAAUGUCCACGCUGACAUGUCAUACUCUCAUCCUCCAUCGGAAACCUCCAAAGAGGAUACGACGCAUCCACCAAAAUCCGGCUCUUCACGCCUCCGGCGUCUUUUCAGUCGCCGCAGUUUCCGCACUAAACGUAACACCGAUCGACGAGCACUCGAUAUUCCAUCCUCUAUGCGCAUAUCGGAUUAG